Molecule: messenger RNA, 1681 nt
Organism: Diabrotica virgifera virgifera (western corn rootworm)
Lineage: Eukaryota; Metazoa; Arthropoda; Insecta; Coleoptera; Chrysomelidae
Exons: 3
Coding region: 391-1260 (289 amino acids)
Source: RefSeq, a predicted model, not a curated record
UACGGCCGGUUUCACAAUCUGUGGUUAACCCUAGCGGUCAACUAACCUCUACCCUUGGUCUAACUGACAGAUGGUGUUUCACAACCACAGAUUCAGUUAUGAUUAGUUGACCGUAAGCUUUGUUUUAUUUUUCUUAUGUUGGUAUGAAAUUAUGGAAAAUGAUCACCAGAAAUAAUAUUUUUAUGGAAAAUUAUUAGCAUAUAUUAUGUACAUUGACCAGUUUUGACAUUAGUUAUUCCGUUAUUUGUAAAAUUUUGAAACUCCAUUUUGUGAUUUACACUUACCUUACCAUUCUGGAUUGUGGUGAUUGUGGUUCUGGUUUUCUCCAUUUGCUUUGCUAGUGCACGUUGUUGUUUUUUUUUCUGCAGAGUGAAUACAUUGAUCAAUAAAAUGGAACCUGCAAACCCUUUGAAAAGGUCGGCAAACUUUACGCCAGAGGAGGAGCAGGUUUUAAUAUCACUCUGCAUGAAAUAUCGAAAAACCAUCGAAAACAAGGAAACUAACGCUUUAACAUGGCGCCAAAAAAAUGGUGCAUGGGUCCGCAUUGAAAGGGAAUUCAAUGCUACAUGUGGGGCAAGUGGUUACCGCAGCAUAAAAACAUUAAAGGAGAAGUAUUUGAACUUAAAGAAGAAAACUAAAAAACGUAUUACGGAGAAUAAACUCCAAUUGAAGAUGACUGGAGGUGGCCCCUACACAGACAAGCCAUUGUCUGAAAUUGAAAUGGCCGUAUCAGAUUUAAUUGGAGUGGAAACAUUGCAUGGGACGGUACCCUCUUAUGAUAGCGACAACAACAGAGCCAACAACAUACCUCAAGAAAACAUUGUCCUAGUUGUAGAGGAUGAAAAAAAGGAGGAAGUUGCAGAGGAUUUUGAUUAUGCAGUACAGGGUGAGGUUUUUGAAGAUGAGGAAAAAAACUUACCAUCGACCUCUACAGGUUUUAGGGGAAGUUGGGAGACAUAUUGCCCCAAAGAUUUGCAGCAACCCAUAUCGGAGAAGUUGGCUACUCCAAAAAGAGGAGGGAAAUCAAGUGUCAAGAUAGAUGAGAGAACGAAAGUUUCCAAAAUAAUAGACACAAAGUCCGGCCAAUUGAUAUCAAAAAAAAUUGAGUUCGUUGGUUUUCAAAAAGAAAAGUUUGAAGAAGAACACGAACUCAGAAUGAAAAAUUUGAGGUCAGAUGAAAUAAUAAAAGCUAAGAAGUUAGAAUUAUUAGAAUUAGAUAUUCAAAUUAAAAAGAAACAAUUAUCACUGUUAGAAAAUUAGGUACCUACUUUUAGUGCCUACUUUUCUAAGAGUAGUAAUUGUUUAAUUUUAAUUUUUUUAUUAGGUUAAAUUAUAUUUGUUUAGGACUGUUUUUGUAUAUAUGUUUUAGGCAUUUCAUAUUUAGUUUUGUAGAUUAGCUUAGAAUAAUUAUUUUUACUAGUUAAUUAAGUUUUAUUUUUAGAUUGAUAUUAGGCUAAAUUCUUAUAUUUGUUUAGGACUGUUGGUUGUACAUAUAUAUUUUUUAAACAUUUUAUUAUUUAGUUUUGUAGAUUACUUACAUUAAUUCUUAAUUUUAUUUCACAAAAUGUAUUUUUUAUAUUUUAAUUUAAAAUAAAUGAGGGUUUUUCACUCAGUGUACUCAGACAACUGAUAAACAAGUAUGUCUUUACUGAGUACCAGGAGUUUCCCUCCUUUUAAAUAA